ACGACGAAAGGGAGCUGCACGCGAGUUGAGCUGUGACACAGGACCGUGUUUGAGAAUGAAUCCGGGACACAUCAAAGAUGAGGACAGCCUUGAGCAAGACUGGUUCCUGUCCCAAACGGAGGACGGGGAGGAUCCUGAACUGGAAUCUGAAACGCACCCCUCGAACGAGAGCGUGCCGGAAAUAAUCUGCAUCAAAGAAGAGGAGGAGUCGGAUUCAGAAACCGUCUCUGAACCCCGGGCAGCCUUCCCGGACCGGACCGCGGACAGAACCCUUCCGUGCUCCCUGCAGGAAAGCCCAGCUCCCUAUGCCCCUCAGCGCCCCAAAACUCUCACCCCCCGGGAACGCAAGCGCAAAUUCACCCGACGCGAGCUGAGUGUGAUCGUCCAGGGGGUGCUGGCGAAGACGGAGGCGCUGUUCGGAAAAAACAAAGAGGCGCUGGCCGUCAGGAAGAGGGUGUGGCAGGACAUGGCCAACCAGGUGAACGCUCUGGGCGGGCCGUGCAAGAGGAGCUGGCACGACGUUCAGAAAAGGUUCUACAUGUACCGCAUGGGCGUGAAGCAGAAGGCGCUGGCACUCAGGUCGGCUCAGAGGGGAGGGGCCGGGGCCAAGCCCCCCCCCGGCCAGGAUCUGACCCCAAUGACCCUGGAGGAGGUGCGGAUCCUGGCCACGUGGAGCGCCAGUGCGCUGGAGAAGGGGCGGGAUGGCAACAGCAGGGAGCAACCAGUCCCCCAGGCUGCCUCCUCCUCCUCCUCCUUCCCCUGCCUGCCUGCUCCGCCUCUCCGUCGCCCGGACCCGGACGCAGAUGAACAGAGGUUCCCUAGCAACACCAGAACCCCCCCUGGCCUGGCCCCGCCCCCUCUGGCAUCUUCAUCGACCCCGCAACCCAGACCCUGCCCGCGGGGAGCCGGGAUCCCCCAGAGGAACCCUCUCCACCACCCCAGGGAGCCACCAGCCCCUGCGGCUCCUUCCGCGCGCUGCGGCAGACUCUACAGCCACAGCACAGCCACGAUGAGCUCUCCCUCCCUCCCUUCCCAGACCCCCAGACCCUCCCCUCACCCCCCGUCCAGCCUGCGCCCCUUGAUGGCGGGCCGGCCCCCGCCUGCUGGCCCUCUCGGACCCUCGGGCCCCCAGCCCCCCUCCCUGGACGCCCUCGCCCAGGUCCAGACCUCUCUCUCCCAGCUGCUGCAGGGCCAGGCGGAGCAGGCUCGCGGAGUGGCGCUAAUGCAGCAGCGGAUGGAGGGCCACAUGGCUUCCAUGUCAAACUCCUUGGCCGUUCUGGCCGCUGUCCUGCCCGACGUGGUGCGGGCCCUCGAGGGACUGGGGUCCGGCAUGGGGAAGCUGGCCGGGAGACUGCCUCCCGCUUCCGCUCCCCACCCUCCUCCUCCUCCUCCUCCUCCUGCUGCUGCUGCUGCUGCUGCUGCUGCGCCCCCACAAGUGGUGUCUUCAUCCGGGCAGGCGGGAGGUCCCAGGCUGGGUUAUUCAGCAGCUGAAGACUCAGAGUUUCGCUCUCUCCAGCAGUAGUUGAGGUAGUGUAUCGAGCAUCAAAAGAAACUCAACACUAAUACAACACAAUUACUUUUCAAAAUAAAAUAUGAUAUAAAAGUGAUGGACAUUGACAAAAUGUUUUUGGUUUUAAUCCCGCGAUCGUUCAUCCUGGCCCAUGACAGGUUUGAGUGACUGACUGAAGCUCUUAAUCACCUAAUUAGUGAGACAGUUGAUUGGACGCUGGAUACGGAGCGAUUUCAGCCAUUGAAUUGCAAGCUUCAAUAAAAAAAAAAACACAGAAAAAAAAAUCGCCUUCGUGCGAUCGGCAUGUUGGGGGCUGGACUGUGCCUCGCUGUCUUGGGCGCUCGCGGCCAGCGAUUUCAAACCCGGCAAGACGGUGUAACCAGACUCGCUCUGUCAAUGACAGGCCACCAAAACCGGGACACCGAGAGUCACGACACCUGCCCGGGAUCGAUGGUUCAUUCUGCAGCAUCUUCAUGAUGUCGGUUAUUAAUCUGCACGAUAAAAAGUCACGGCGCCGGCUCUGAAACAGAGUUUGUCAUUUUUAGAUCACAGCUAGUGAAUUUUAUCCAAAAAUAAGAGAUCAGUUUCUUUUGAUGCUAAGUAUGAGAACCUGGCCCACAGUCUGCGCAAGCUGGUGCUGAGCGCAGAGACAGAUUACAGGGACUGGAGGACCCGGCCAUCAUGAGAGCCGGGCUGCAGCAGCACAAGAGGGCGCCCCUGCAGGUGAGGAGGAGUCAUUGCGCCUGCAAAAUAUAUAUCCAGAUAAAGCUGAAGCGCUAACGGAUAACGAGACAGCACAUCUGCACAGCCCUGAAACACGAGGCUUAAAAAAACACCGGACUGAACCUCGUCUUCUUUAAUAUCAGCAUCGCGAUGGGGUCCUCGGAUUAGAAAAAAAUAAGAC
Messenger RNA from Polyodon spathula (Mississippi paddlefish), 2414 nucleotides. Its product is annotated as myb-related transcription factor, partner of profilin-like. The coding region runs from base 56 to 1522 and encodes 488 amino acids. Lineage: Eukaryota; Metazoa; Chordata; Actinopteri; Acipenseriformes; Polyodontidae. The record is from RefSeq and is a predicted model, not a curated record. The transcript is spliced from 3 exons. Gene Ontology annotation, cellular component: nucleus.